AUGUCCAGAAUGUCCUUCUCUGCGGUCCGAAUCUUCUCUCGGAGGAUCUGCUGCUUCGUCUCGCGCACCUUCCGCUCGUUCUCCCGCAUAAACUGCUCCAAGGGGUCGUCCCCGUCGCCCUCGGCCUGUUCGGGCUGUGCUUCGCUUGCCGCUAAUUCCGCGCGCGAGCUUCUCCUGCAGCGCCGCGCGCGAUUCGGGCAUCGUCCUGCGCGUUCUGCGCGUCAGAAAGAAAAAAAAGCGAGAAACCGCUUGCGAUCGGUGCGAUCGUAGUAACUGUCCUCCUCGUCGAGCAGCCGCUCGCGCUGCCCGCGUCGCCGCGCCUCGCGCGAUCGCCGUCGCUCCACGCUGCGCGAUCAAAUCGACCAACCAAUCAACAAACCUGUCGUACAAACUCUGCUCCAUCGAAUCGAUCUGCUCCUCCAGCUUCGCCAGCGCCUCCCUUCCAUUGGUUCCACCGUUUCCACUGUUGG
This is a messenger RNA of Blastocystis hominis, 470 nucleotides long. RefSeq lists its product as hypothetical. Bases 1 to 270 code for a protein of 89 amino acids. Lineage: Eukaryota; Bigyra; Opalinata; Blastocystidae. The record is from RefSeq and is a predicted model, not a curated record. The transcript has 2 exons.